UAAAGGUGAAGUGUGUAAUUUUUUGUUGUUUAUAUUCUUGUAUUAGUAUCCAACUUUUUAUGCAGAGACUUUAAACAAAACAUAAAUAUAACUUUGUAUCAGUUUUUAAAGCUGCACUAUAGAACUUUGUGCUUUCUAGAUUCAUCUGUGUUUAAAACCUAAAAUUGUAAGCAACUUGUGGAGGAACAUUUUACGUCAGUUGUGAUUGGGCACUGCUCUUCUGUGCAGAUGGAUAUCAUGGUUUGAUGGCUCAGAGAUAUUUACCUGCUGAACAUAAGUCAUGACAUGCUAUGUUCAUGUUGAUAUUAUGUUAUUAGUUGAAAUAUUUAUAACCAAGACAUUGCUUACUUUGCGGAAGAUGAACAGCACUCUUAAUUACAUUUUUAAUAUGAUGAUUCAAGUGUAUUUUCCACUACACAUUAGUGAUUGUAUUGUACUACACAAUCAAUUUAAGUUGUGAAACUCAUGAAAUGGCUGAUAUGAGUUUGGUUGAAGACACUUAUUUUUAUAUUACAAUCUACAGCCAAAGUGGACAAUGCAAGUGAACCGUAAUAUUACAAUAGUAGGUCUAUGCACUAAUAAAUAAUGAUAGGGGAUGAAAUUACUUUAUUGACCAUGAAAUUAAUAAGCAGAAAUCUGCAAUAUAAUAACUAUAAUUAACAAAAAAUAAUACAAACUUUAAAUCGUUUCUUUGGCAGUGAAGUUGAGAGAGAUGGUUAACCCACUAAACAAAUGAGUUGCCUAUACAUUCCAGUGCUAUGAAAUCAAUACAUCAUAAUCAACUUUAGAUGAGUAUACAUUCGUGGGGAACUACCUUGUACCUGUGGCUUUUAGAUGAAAUUUAAAAUGUUCUACCCUGUUUAGAUUAUAAAAGGACAAUCGAAUAUGACAACGUAUGCAUUUCUGCGACUGGGGUAAAAUAAAAGUAAGAAAACAGCAUCACACACACACUUAGGGAGGAACACAAAUACAUGGAGAACCUCAAAAAAAAAUUGCACUAAAUCCUACCUGACAACUUUAAAUAAAAAUCAUUAUUGUAGGCUUACUGUAGUGAAUUUGGGUAAGACAAGACAUGGUUUUGAACACGGAUUAUUUUAUAAUUAACUCUUGUUAAUUGUAACCAAAUAAAUCUGACAUAGUGCAGCUUUAAAUAACACAUUUCUCCUUUAAAAGAGUAGUUAACCUACAAUUGUAAAUCUCCAAUCAUUUACUCACCUUUAUGCCAUCUUAAACAUGUAUAACUUUCUUUCUUCUGCAGAAUAGAAGCAAAGAUAUUUGAAUAUGUAUAUGAGGUAUUUUUGUAGAUACAAAGCAAGUCAGUGCGGUCCAACACUUUCAAGCUCCAAAAGGGACACAAAGGCAGCAUAAAGUUGACUCACCCAGUCACCUUAAAUGUUGGAGGUCAUCUCUACACCACCUCUGUCUCCACUCUACAACGUUAUCCAGAUUCCAUGCUGGGGGCCAUGUUCCGUGGCGACUUCCCCACCACACGGGAUGGUCACGGCAACUACUUCAUAGAUCGGGACGGGACGCUUUUCCGCUACAUAUUAAACUUCCUACGCACAUCCGAGCUCACUCUUCCUGUUGACUUCAUGGAGGUGGACCUUCUGCGUAAAGAAGCUGACUUCUAUCAGAUUGAGCCAUUAAUUCAAUGCCUCAAUGACCCAAAGCCUCUCUACCCUCUGGACACCUUUGAACAGGUGGUGGAGUUGUCCAGCACCCGUAAGCUCUCUAAGUACUCAAACCCCGUAGCAGUUAUUAUCACACAACUAACCAUAACCACCAAGGUUCACUCACUGCUCGAGGGAAUAUCUAACAACUUCACCAAAUGGAACAAACACAUGAUGGACACAAGAGACUGUCAGGUGUCUUUCACCUUUGGACCAUGUGACCACCAUCAAGAGGUGUCUCUUAGGGUCCACCUCAUGGACUACAUCACUAAACAGGGAUUCACAAUUCGGAACACACGAGUGCACCACAUGAGCGAGCGUGCCAAUGAAAAUACAGUGGAGCAUCAUUGGACUUUCUGCAGGCUAGCUUAUAAAGUAGAGGAUUGACCAAUUCAUGAAUGUGAACUGUGGAACUGCCAUUUUAAAUGUGGUCGCUGCUGUUUCCAGUGCUAAGUUUUAAUCUGUAUAAAUUCCAUUGUCAGUUGGGAACAAGCUCAUUUAUGUUGGGAAAAGAAAAAGUGAAUGAAACAUAAAUUAUUACAUAAUGCAAUGCAGAAUAUUAUUAAAGGGAUAGUUCACCCAAAAAUGAAAAUUCUCCCAUCAUUUACUCACCCUCAUGCCAACCCAGAUGUGUUUGACUUUCUUUCUUCUGCAGAACACAGGUUUUUAGAAGAAUAUUUCAGCUCUGUAGGUCCAUACAAUGCAAGUGAAUGGGUACCAAAAAAAAUUAAGCUCCAAAAAGCACAAAGGCAGCAUAAAAGUGACACAUAUAACUCCAGUGGUUAAAUCUAUAUAUAUAUGUGUAGAAGAGUAACAGAUCAAUAUUUAAGACCUCUUUAAAUUCUCCUCCCUGCCCAGUAGAUGGUGAUAUGCACAAAAAAUGCAAAUCUCCAAAAACAAAAGAUGAAUGUGAAAGUGGAGAAUUAUAGUAAAAAAAGGAUUCAAAUAUUGAUCUGUUUCUUACCCACACUUAACAUAUCACUUCUGAUUACAUGGAUUUAACCACUGGAGUCAUAUGGAUUACUUUUAUGUUUCCUUUAUGUGCUUUUGGAGCUUCAAAAUUUUGGUUGCCGUUCACUUGCGUUGUAUGGACCUAAAGAGCUGAAAUAUUCUUCUAAAAAUCAUUGUUUGUGUUCAGCAGAGGAAAAAAAAUCACAUCUUGGAUGGCAUGAGAGUAAGUAAAUGUCUAAAACAAAAAGUCUAACACGCAUGAUUAUUAUGAUAAAAUAUGAACACGUUUGCAGUACAUAUACAAAGGAUACCCAAAAUACUUGCAGUAAUAUAUGAAAACCGUUACCACAAUUGUGUAGACAAAUUAGUAUCACCUGAAAUUAUGUUACAGGUAUUCAUCCCAUCAGGUUAUAAUUCUGUCUAACAUUGUGCACCACGUGCAACAUCAGUAUGAUAACAUGCAUGUA
Messenger RNA from Xyrauchen texanus (razorback sucker), 3088 nucleotides. Its product is annotated as BTB/POZ domain-containing protein KCTD6. The transcript has 2 exons. Lineage: Eukaryota; Metazoa; Chordata; Actinopteri; Cypriniformes; Catostomidae. Gene Ontology annotation, biological process: protein homooligomerization. Gene Ontology annotation, molecular function: protein binding. The record is from RefSeq and is a predicted model, not a curated record. Bases 1452 to 2057 code for a protein of 201 amino acids.